This is a messenger RNA of Colletotrichum gloeosporioides, 3690 nucleotides long. Its product is annotated as Non-canonical non-ribosomal peptide synthetase FUB8. Bases 1 to 3690 code for a protein of 1229 amino acids. Gene Ontology annotation, molecular function: kinase activity; phosphopantetheine binding. Gene Ontology annotation, biological process: carbohydrate metabolic process. Lineage: Eukaryota; Fungi; Ascomycota; Sordariomycetes; Glomerellales; Glomerellaceae. The transcript has 4 exons. The record is from RefSeq and is a predicted model, not a curated record.
AUGAGUCCUCCCUCAGUUUACGGCCCCACAAGCGCGGAGCUCCCGGGCUCCAGCCUGGCUGCGAAUCCCCUCGCCGAGUCCACGGCUGCCGCAGCUCAGGGCUGGGACAACGAUGACAGCACCAUCAAGACGGUGGACGAGCUGGUGCGCCGUCGCGCCCGGGCGCACCCGGACAGUGUCAUUGUGUCUUACCCUUCUUCUGGCAUCAACUAUGUCGACUACACGAUGAGACAGCUCGAUGUCUUCGCCUACCGCGUGGCCAAGCUCUAUGAGCAGCGCAUCCCCAGCCGGCUCAACUCCGAUGAGAAGCCGACGACCGUGGCCGUCUUGGGCCCAUCCAACUUUGACUAUCUCAUCACCAUGCUGGCGCUGACCAAGCUCGGCCACACGACGCUAUUCUUGUCGACGAGAAUCUCACAAGAGGCUAUUGAGUCUCUCAUUACAACCACCGGCGCCAAGUUCCUCAUUGCCGACAAGAAGUAUCUUGAGACGGCUGAGGGUGCCAAGCAGAACCUCUCUUACCUCGAUGUCUUUGAGAUCGCGGGUCAAUCGACCUUUGACUUCCCCAUUGAGGUCCACGCUGAUACCCAGCUGGACUAUGGACGUGAUCUCUCAGUUGAGACGAAUAAUCUCAUUUACAUCAUCCACUCCAGAUCAACUGGUCUCCCAAAGCCCAUCUACCAGACGCAGAAGUCUGCCAUCGCCAACUACUCCAGUAGUAUGGACAUGAAGGCCUUCAUCACUCUGCCUCUGUAUCACAACCAUGGCAUCUGCAACUUGUACCGGGCUAUCUACUCUGGAAAGUCCAUCCACCUGUACAACGCAGACCUCCCUCUUACUCGCGAGCACCUCACUGGUAUCAUGCGCAAGCACAACUUUGAGAUCUUCUACGGCGUUCCAUACGCGCUGAAGCUUCUCGCCGAGACUGACGAGGGCAUGGCUCUGCUGCGUCAGCUGAAGAUCGUCAUGUAUGGUGGCUCCGCCUGCCCUGAUGACCUCGGCGACACUCUGGUUAACAACGGAGUCAACCUCGUUGGCCACUACGGAGCUACCGAGGUUGGUCAACUGAUGACCUCGUUCCGCCCACCUAACGACAAGGUCUGGAACUACGUCCGCGUCCACGACAAGCUCGAGCCGUAUCUCAAGUGGAUUCCCCGCGGCCCGAACUUGUUCGAGUGCUGCGUCCUCCCGGGCUGGCCGGCGAAGGUCGCCACGAACCAGGACGACGGCUCGUACUGCACGAAGGAUCUCUUCGAGCCCCAUCCCACGAUCCCCAAGGCAUGGAAGUACAUCGCCCGCUUGGACGACACGAUCGCCCUGGUCAACGGCGAGAAGUUCAACCCCGUCCACAUGGAGGGCACCAUCCGCUCCAACAAGAACAUCACCGAGUGCGUCAUCUUCGGCGUCGGACGUCCGUCUCUCGGUGCCCUCAUCGUCCCUGCCCCGGCCCUCGCUGGCAAGACCGAUGAGGAGAUUCUGGAGGUCGUCUGGCCUGUCGUCGAGGAAGCAAGCCGCAAGGCCGAAGCUUAUGCUCGUGUAUCCAAGAACAUGAUCAAGCUUCUUCCCUACGACUGCGCCUACCCCAGGACCGACAAGGGUAGUGUCAUUCGCCAGGCUUUCUACAAGAGAUACGCCCAGGAGAUUGACGAGGUCUACGACAAGGCGGACGCCAGCAGCGGUGAUCUGAAGAAGCUCUCCCUGUCUGAGUUGAAGGACUUCGUCCGUCAGGGGCUCGUCCAGGCCUUGUCCAAGAAGGUUAACCUUGACGACGACACCGACUUUUUCUCUCUCGGCCUCGACUCCCUGCAGGCUAUCCAGAUGCGCUCCGAUAUCCUCCGAACCAUUGAUAUUGGCGGCAGCAAGCUUGGACAGACCGUCGUCUUUGAUCAUCCAUCGAUCAACAAACUCAGUGCUUACCUCUUCGGCCUGGGUUCUGGAGAAGGUGUUACCACUGAUAUUCCUAUCGAGACCGAGAUGAGCGAGCUCAUCGAGAAGUACGAUACCUUCGAGGCCCCCAAGGCGGCCCUUCGAUCUUCCAUCGCUGUCACUGGUGCUACUGGCUCCCUCGGAGCUCACGUCGUCGCCAAGCUCGCCGCCGACCCGACCAUCAAGACCAUCUACUGCUUCACACGCGCGUCCUCAGAUGCGGAUGCCGCCCGUCGCGUGAAGAGCUCUCUCAUCCAGCGCCGCCUCUACCACACCCUCCCCGCGACCUCCCGCAGAAAGCUCGUCGCUCUGCCCACCGACCUCGCCGAUCCCAAACUUGGUCUUUCGGAAACCGCCUAUGGCCAGGUGAAGCAGGACCUCCGCACGGUAAUCCACUGCGCCUGGUCCGUCAACUUCAACAUGCGCCUCUCCAGCUUCGAGAAGGGCAACAUCGCCGGUGUCAACCACCUCAUCGCGCUGGCCAAGGCUGCUGGCGAUGACGCCUCAUCUACCGCCACCUUCAACUUCUGCUCCUCCGUGAGCACCGUCGCUCGCGCCACGACUAUCCCCGUCCCCGAGUCUGUCCCUGAUUUCGAGUGGGCACAGGGCAUGGGAUACGCGCAGUCCAAGUGCGUCGCUGAGCAUCUCUGCUCCCGCGCCUCUGCGAAGUCCGGCGUCAAGGCCCGCGUGCUCCGCAUUGGACAGAUCGUCGCGGACACCGAGCACGGCGUCUGGAACGCGACCGAAGCCAUCCCCUUGAUGCUGCAGACUGCCAUUACCGUCGGCGCCCUGCCCAAGCUCCAGGAGACGCCCUCUUGGCUCCCCGUCGACACCGUCGCCCAGGCCGUCAUCGACAUCUCCACCUCCGACGCCGACGGUGUCUUCACCAACGUCGCUAACCCGAAGAUGUUCAGCUGGACCAACGACUUGCUGCCCGCCCUGAAGGCUGCUGGCCUGGAGUUCGAGGAGGUCGAGCCCAAGGAGUGGAUUCGUCGUCUGCGUGCGUCGAACCCCGACCCCGCCGCCAACCCACCCAUCAAGCUCGUCGACUUCUUCGCGAGCAAGUACGACAAGGACGAGUUCGCGCCGUCCAAGACCUACGUCACCGACACGGCGUGCUCGCUCUCCCCCGCGCUGGCGGAGGCUCCUGUCUUGACCCAGCAGCUCGUCAGCAACUUCGUCCAGUACUUCAAGGCCAACCACUGGAUUCAGCAGGCCAAGAACUCCUCAAAGACAGUCAUCAUGGUUGCUGGACCCUGCGGCAGCGGCAAGUCCACUCUCGCCACCUCUUUGGCCUCGGAGCUCAAGGUUCCCUUCAUCGAGGGCGACUCGCUGCACUCCAAGGCAGCUGUUGAGAAGAUGGGAGCUAACCUGCCCCUGACUGACGACGACCGUGCGUUGUGGUUGGGUCGCAUUGGCAAGCGCGCAGUUGAGACCAUCGAGGACCUGGGGCACGACUCUGUCGUCGUCAGCUGCUCGGCGCUGAAGAAGUCUUAUCGUGACACUCUUAGAGAUGUUGUCUCCAAGAACGAGGGUGCGAGAAUAGUCUUCCUUGACAUUCAAUGUGCGUCCGAGACGCUUGUGAAGAGGAUGAAUGAGAGGAAGGGACACUACAUGCUUGCGAGCAUGGUGGAGGGUCAGGUUGGCGUCUAUGAGCCUGCUGGCUUUGAGGAGCUGGAUGUCUUCCCUGUUGAGGGCGAGAACAAGCCUGAAGAGGUGUUUGAGGAGGCCAAGUGGCUGCUUGGUCAGAUUGGAUUGAACUAA